This is a messenger RNA of Manihot esculenta (cassava), 1933 nucleotides long. Its product is annotated as cyclin-D5-2. Lineage: Eukaryota; Viridiplantae; Streptophyta; Magnoliopsida; Malpighiales; Euphorbiaceae. The transcript is spliced from 5 exons. Gene Ontology annotation, biological process: mitotic cell cycle phase transition; regulation of cyclin-dependent protein serine/threonine kinase activity. Gene Ontology annotation, molecular function: cyclin-dependent protein serine/threonine kinase regulator activity. Bases 227 to 1213 code for a protein of 328 amino acids. The record is from RefSeq and is a predicted model, not a curated record. Gene Ontology annotation, cellular component: nucleus; cyclin-dependent protein kinase holoenzyme complex; cytoplasm.
AACAAAGCAAACCCAUUAGUUCUUUUUCUUUCAAUCCUUAAAACAAAACCGUUAAGACAGCAAAACCCAUUUCUUGAUAGAUUUCAGCUAUCCAUUCUCUUCAUCCCUUUUCUCCUCUCUCUCUCUCUCUCUCUCUCCAAAUCAUGGGUUUAGUACUUAAUUAUCUAUCUGAAGCACUCCUUUUAUAGUUUCAUUUAUAGAGAGAAAGAGGAGGAAGGAAGAGAAUAUGGAAGGUGAAUCCAUCUCUGAGCUUCUUUGUCAAGAAAGCGAGACUUGUCUUGCAGAAGAAGUGGUGGAUGAGGAUACAUUCAUUGACAUGACAAAAAGUUGUGGUGAUUUUGGUGAAGAAGAAAAUGGGUAUCUGAAAAUGUUGGUUGAGAGAGAAAUCAAUUUUGGGUGCAAAAGGGAUCAAUCUGUGAGUUUUGAUAACUGGGUCAAAUGUGCUCGCUUGGAAGCCAUCGCAUGGAUCCUCAAAACUAGAGCAAUCUUUGGUUUCCGCUUCCAAACAGCUUAUUUGUCCAUUACAUACUUCGAUCGAUUCCUCUCAAAGAGGUCUAUUGAUAGUGAGAAAUUAUGGGCAGUGAGAUUACUGACAGUGGCGUGUCUUUCUUUGGCUGCAAAAAUGGAGGAGACAAAUGCACCUGCUUUAUCAGAGUUUCAGAUUGAGGAAUACAAUUUUGAAAGCCAAGUAAUUCAAAGAAUGGAGCUUUUGGUAUUAAACACAUUGGAAUGGAGAAUGAUUUCCAUUACUCCUUUUGCUUUUCUUCAUUACUUGAUCAUUAAAUUCUGCAAAGACUCUCCAACAAGGCAUAUAGUAUCAAGGACUGUUGGAUUCAUCUCUGCUUUAAUGAGAGAGAUCAAUUUGAAGGAUCAUAGACCGUCUGCUAUAGCAGCAGCAGCCACCUUAAUGGCAUUGGAUCAGAGCUUAACAAGACAAGCUUUGGAGUGUAAGAUGAAUUCCAUUUCUUAUUCUGGGUUUCUUGAAAUUGAAGAUGUGUGUCAAUGCUACAAUCUAAUGCAAAAACUGGAAAUGGAGAACAUUAAAACACCAAAGCUUGUAAAUUCGCAGGUUGCCUCGCCUGCUGCUCAGUUGAGACCACUAGAUGUUGUAGAGAAUUCUUCAGUGACUUGUGCUAUUAGCACAAAGAGGAAAAGACAUGCAUUCGAUAAUUCUGAUAAAAAUUAUGGGUUAACUGAUGAGAAGAAAAGAUAAGAAAGAAACUGUGGUUUUAAGAGCUCAGUCAUUUUUUUUAAACUUGUCUGAUGAGUGGAUUUCAAUUAUUACUUGAUGGAUAUGACUUUGGAGUUGAUUGGAAAUGUUUCCUCAAGGAGAAUGAUCAUAGAAAAGAGAAAAGGAGAAAUAAAAAAGUGAAAUAAAAAGCAAAGCUUUGGGCUACAUAUGUAAAAGGUGAUUGUCAAUAGAUCAAUGGCACCGUCUGAAAAAGAAUACAAAGGCCUGAAGAGAGGUCAAGAAGGCUGCUUGUAGAACAGUCAGUUCAUACGCUCACUCAUAUGUUCAAUUCAUUUUUUUUUUCUUUCCUUUCUAUAUAUCCCUUUUUAGAAAAUUUCUUCUUUAUCAUAAUAAUAACAUUUUCUUUUACAUUUCUUUCUGGGUUUUUAACAAUAGGAUGCUUUGAAAAGACUGAUAGUAAUUAUGGAGUGAGAGGGGAAGAGGGCUGUGGUUUCUGUUUGUUUGAUUUGAUAAAUCUAUGCUGCAUGUUGGCCAUCCAAAAAGUAUUAUUGUGAAGGUAGAUGUGAUUGGAUUGGUUUGAAUGUCUGGGGUUUUGCCCUUUCAUAAGCUGGGGCCUGCUCUUUUUCCCCCGCAAAACCUUUGUUGGUUGUAUUGAAGUUGGAGUGGGCCAAGAACCCUACACUUUGCUUUUGGAAUCAAAAGGAAUUUAUUUUUUCUCUCUAUAUAUUGAUUUUCCUUCUC